CCCAUAGUUAAGCAUUUUUGGCUCCAGCUUGUUGCAAAGAAACAAGAGUGCAUACCUCAGUUUAGCUCCAGGAGUCCAAAGUUAGGGAUAAUGCCAUCAAUCCCCACCAGCACACUAAGACCAUGAAGUCUGUGAUGCAUCUUACUCCUUGCUAAUGGCUCUUCAUAGAGUGGAAGUUGGAAAGAUGGCAUAAAGUGAGAUUAUAAAUCCAUGCCGUACCUUGGUGAAUAUACUGAAAUAUUCAAGAUGGGUAGCAACAGUAACAGCAAUACUGAGAUUAACUGCAAUGUCACUAAUAUGAAAUUUCAGUACACUCUCUACGCAACCACCUAUAUCAUCAUAUUCAUCCCCGGUCUUCUGGCCAACAGUGCAGCUUUGUGGGUUCUGUGCCGCUUCAUUGGAAAGAAAAACAAAGCCAUCAUUUUCAUGAUCAACCUCUCUGUGGCUGACCUUGCUCACGUGCUGUCCUUACCCCUACGGAUUUACUAUUAUGUCAAUCACCACUGGCCUUUCCAGAGGGCCCUUUGCCUGCUGUGCUUUUAUCUGAAGUAUCUCAACAUGUAUGCCAGCAUUUGCUUCCUGACAUGCAUCAGCCUUCAGAGGUGUUUCUUUUUGCUCAAGCCAUUCAGAGCCCGAAACUGGAAGCGUAGAUACGAUGUGGGCAUCAGUGCUGCCAUCUGGAUCAUCGUGGGCACUGCUUGUUUGCCAUUUCCCAUCCUCAGAAGCACGAAUUUGGGCAACAGCACUGACUCCUGCUUUGCUGAUCUUGGCUACAAGCAAAUGAAUGCAGUGGUGUUGGUCACAAUGAUUACAAUGGCUGAACUUGCUGGAUUUGUGGUUCCAGUGAUCAUUAUUGCAUUUUGUACCUGGAAAACCAUUAUAUCCUUAAGAGAACCACUGAUGGCUUUUCAAAGGGUCGGCGAGAAGCAAAAAGCACUCCGGAUGGUUUUCAUGUGUGCUGCAGUCUUCUUUAUCUGCUUCACUCCGUAUCAUAUUAACUUUAUUUUUUAUACCAUGGUAAAGGAAACUAUCAUUAACAGUUGUUCUAUUGUCAGAAGUACACUGUAUUUCCAUCCUUUUAGCCUUUGCCUUGCAAGCCUCUGCUGCCUUUUUGAUCCAAUUCUUUAUUACUUCAUGGCUUCAGAGUUUCGUGACCAACUUUCUCGCCAUGGCAGCUCUGUGACCCGUUCUCGUCUCAUGAGUAGGGAGAGUGGCUCAUCAAUGAAUAGCUAAAAAUAAAAUAUCCUUUUAAUUAUGAUUUUGUAUACCUGUAUUGUCUUUUUCUAAAGGCCAGAAUUACUAGCCAGAUAAAUUCCUUAAUUGAAUCUCUGAAACAAUAGAAUAUUUUCUUUUAUGACAAUGUGGUCACAAGAAUAGUGAAGACAGAGUAUGAAAAAAGUGUGAUGAGAAUGAAAGUUACAAUUUACCUAUUUGCUUUUUAAAAUUUUAAGGCAUCCUAUUAGUUAAGAGUGCUGCGAUCAUGCUGGUAGAUUAGCUCAGGUUGGUUCUUGUAUUCUUCAUGGUCCUGCCUGAGUACAAGUUUCGACAGAAGUUUUUAACCAAAUAGAAGUUGGCUACUUUAGAUUAAAAAUUUAUUCAGUAAAUUUCAUAUUGCUAAUAUGAUAAAAUCAAUUCAGGGAUCUUUUAUAACAAGUAAAAUUAUAUCUCAUUCAUAAAACCUUCGUUUUUCAAUAGAAGUAUCUAGCGUAAGAAAUAAAAAUGAAAUGAAACCAAUGGAAGAAUGAAAGCAAAGUAUACGUAGGUUUCCAGAUUAAAACCUUAUCAAUGAGUUUAUGUAAAUUUAUUCAUUCAUUGAAAAUGUGUUGCUAUUGUAUUCUUGAGUGUCAUUUUGCUAGUUCCUUUCAUAUAUAUGUAUUAUUUUGUCCUCCAAUACGAAUGUUCUCAUGUGGAAAUGAAUAAAGUAGAAUACAGUAAAAUGAAUCAAUGAGAUCUCAGCAAAGUAAAGCAUCCUACAUUGGGAUAAAUAUCUGCAGAACAAAAUUUGCCAAGGGUAUAUCCCAUACACAGAAAUUAUUUCCUUUGACUGUAUAGCUUAACAAAUCAUCCAGAUUGCUUUAAAAUAUUGCAAUGAAUAGUAGUUUUAACACAUAAUUGUCACAGA
Octodon degus (degu) is the source of this 2122-nucleotide messenger RNA. It is a transcript of the gene P2ry10, whose product is annotated as P2Y receptor family member 10. Bases 211 to 1233 code for a protein of 340 amino acids. Gene Ontology annotation, molecular function: G protein-coupled receptor activity. The record is from RefSeq and is a predicted model, not a curated record. NCBI's taxonomy places the organism in Eukaryota, Metazoa, Chordata, Mammalia, Rodentia, Octodontidae. Gene Ontology annotation, cellular component: membrane. Gene Ontology annotation, biological process: positive regulation of Rho protein signal transduction; phospholipase C-activating G protein-coupled receptor signaling pathway. The transcript has 3 exons.